ACGACUUUCUAUUCAAGCUUCUUAGGACUGCUUCCAUCUCUCUCCCACGUUGGAUUCACACACACUCCCACCCUUCUAACUUGAAUCCACACCUCCACGUCUUUGCAGCUUGUGCAGAGACGCCACACAUAGAGCAGUAUGCUUUUCUUUGCCAGCGCCCUUCCCGCUGUCAAGACACUCGCCGAUUGCACAAGCUACACGAAGACCGUCGCGCCGUUCGUCCCCCAGCUCAAAACGCUGCCUCAGCAAGUAUGGGCUCAUAUCAGCAAUACCGAUGAUCUGGUCAAAAUUUACACCAACACGAACCCUCUCAUCACCGCGAUUGCCUUUGCCCUUGCUCUGGCGCCUAUCUUUCUUCUUCUGAGCGAAAUCAACAAGAAUUACAGUCAAGUCGAUCGCGUGUGGAGUAUCCUACCAGCUGUCUACAACGGGCAUUAUGCACUAUGGGCACAUCUCAAUGGACUCCCCACUCAAAGACUGGAUAACCUACUCGCAUUCUCUGUUGUCUGGAGUCUACGACUCACUUUCAAUUACUGGCGAAGAGGAGGUUAUCAGAUUGGCUCCGAGGACUAUCGAUGGGAAAUCGUCAAGAACAAAGUUGGGCCUGCGUUGAUGUUUAUUUUCAACGUGGUCUUCAUUUCAUUGGCACAGAGCAUUCUGUUGAUGAUGAUCACAAUGCCUACAUAUGUUCUCAUGAUUGCCGCCAAACAUAGCCAGCCCGACAUGAGCUUCUCGGACAUCGUUUUUGCACGCGUUCUGAUGGGACUAGUACUUCUUGAGUUCUUCGCGGACCAACAACAGUGGAAUUACCAGGGUGCCAAGAAGCAAUACCGAGAAACGGCAAAGGUGCCUCCUGGCUAUCUUCGGUCCGACCUGGACCGUGGUUUCAUCUCGACUGGCCUAUGGUCUUUCUCACGCCACCCAAAUUUCCUUGCAGAGCAGUCCAUCUGGGUCGUGCUCUACCAGUGGUCAUGCUUCGCAACCGAUCAAUACUACAACUGGGCCGGCAUUGGUGCUCUGUCUUACCUCUUCCUAUUCCAGGCCAGCACAUGGCUUACCGAGUUGCUCACGGCUGGAAAGUACCCCGAGUACAAGACCUACCAAGCAAAGGUCGGAAGGUUCCUACCCAAGCUCAGGGCUCUGUCCACAGUUCCGUUCGAGGACGAAGCAGAAUUCGCCUUGCUGGAGAAGGAGGCACAGAAGAAGCUUGCUGGAGCUGGAGCUGGAGCAGCGGCCAGUAAGAAGGGCAAGAAGAAGUAAGCGAAUAGACGGACCCGGGUUAUUACUGUAUUCUAGAUUUACCGUUCCGCAUCUUUCCCACAAUCCCGCCCGGCGAGGGGACAUUUGGAAAUAGCUUGCAUAUACGAUUAUCUCAGCAUUUGAUAGAUGGCUUCUCUAUAUCCCCUUCCUGGUUGAAUCUAUAACAAAAUCCUACUGUGCUAUAUCACUUUAAAACAGCCUUAUCCUCACCACUCUAUCCGUUUUCAGGUUUAUACAGCGUAUGAAAUCACCGAGAAGCUCUACUGCCUAUAGUAUCUGACGACGACCCGCUAUGGGCCAAUCUACAUACUGCUGUAAUGGACAUGGCAAACA
Pseudovirgaria hyperparasitica is the source of this 1593-nucleotide messenger RNA. Its product is annotated as DUF1295-domain-containing protein. The transcript has 5 exons. Gene Ontology annotation, cellular component: membrane. The record is from RefSeq and is a predicted model, not a curated record. NCBI's taxonomy places the organism in Eukaryota, Fungi, Ascomycota, Dothideomycetes, Acrospermales, Acrospermaceae. Bases 139 to 1260 code for a protein of 373 amino acids.